This is a messenger RNA of Poeciliopsis prolifica (blackstripe livebearer), 2437 nucleotides long. Its product is annotated as signal transducer and activator of transcription 4-like. Gene Ontology annotation, molecular function: DNA-binding transcription factor activity, RNA polymerase II-specific; RNA polymerase II cis-regulatory region sequence-specific DNA binding. The record is from RefSeq and is a predicted model, not a curated record. Gene Ontology annotation, biological process: defense response; cell surface receptor signaling pathway via JAK-STAT; response to peptide hormone. NCBI's taxonomy places the organism in Eukaryota, Metazoa, Chordata, Actinopteri, Cyprinodontiformes, Poeciliidae.
CCAGCUUUCUGAAGGACCGUGACCUCUGACCCUGAGCCAGAAGCAGAAUGAGCCAGUGGAAGCAGGUCCAGCAGCUGGAGAUGAGGCUCCUGGAGCAGGUGGACUACCUGUACGAUGACAACUUCCCCAUGGACAUCCGGCAGGGCCUGGCCGGCUGGAUCGAGUCCCAGGACUGGGAUUCUGCGGUCAACGACGAGUCCAUGGCUUCGGUUCUGUUCACCAACCUGCAGACGCAGCUGGAAAAGGUCCGAUCGCAGGAGCAGAACUUCCUGCAAAGACACAACAUGAAAAUCAUUCAGCAGCAGCUGCAGAGGAAAUACACAACCAACCCCACAGGAAUGGCCAGAGUCAUCUCCACCUGCCUGCGGGAGGAGCGGCGGAUCCUGGCCACCACCUGCACACAGGAACAGGGCGCGCUGGAGCAGUCGCUGCAGAACUCUGUGGCCUUUGAGAGACAGAAGAACAUGGACAACCGAGUGAGCAUCAUCAGGAACAGCGUCCAGCUGAUGGACCAGGCGGUGAAAAACAUCGAGGACAUGCAGGACGAUUUCGAUUUCUGCUACAAGACUCUUCAGUCACGAGAAUCGGCAGACAGAACGUCAGAGAUGAUCAAACAGGGAAUAACGCGACUGCAGGAAAUGCUCAACAGGCUGGACUUUAAACGGAAGGAGAUCCUGUCAAAAAUGGACGUGGUGAUCAAAGAGAUCGAUGACCUUAUGACCUCUCAGCUGCGACCGGAGCUGCAGGACUGGAAACGGCGGCAGCAGAUCGCCGCCAUCGGUGGGCCGCUGCUGACGGGGCUGGAGCAGCUGCAGAGCUGGUUCACGCUGACGGCACAGAGCCUCUUCCAGAUCAAACGGCAGCUGGACACUGGAGAACUGGUGGUGAAGGUGACGUAUGAGAGCGACCCCAUCCCGCUGCAGAAGCCUCAGAUGGAGGAGCGAGUGAAAUACCUGAUCUACCACCUGAUCAAGAGGUGAACCCUCCUUGUGGUGGAGAAGCAGCCCUGCAUGCCCACACACCCACAGAAACCUCUGAUCAUCAAGACCGGAGUCCAGUUCACCACCAAAGUCCGACUUUUGGUCAAACUUCCUGAAGUGGAUUAUCAGCUAAAAGUGAAAACAACAUUUGAUAAGGACCUUCCAGCCGGCAGAGUAAGCAGACAGUUCUUCAUCCUCACCAACAACACGAAAGUGAUGGACAUCGAGGAUUACUCCAACGGCUGCCUCUCCGUCGAGUUCAGACACCUGCAGCUGAAAGAGAAGAAGUACACCAACGGCACCAAGGGCAACGAGGGCCUGCUCUCUGUGACAGAGGAACUUCACUCGCUGAGCUUCGAGGCCUGCUUCACCGUGCAGGGCCUCGCCGUCGACCUGGAGACAUGUUCGCUGCCACUGGUGGUAAUCUCCAACGUGAGCCAGCUGCCGGGCGGCUGGGCCUCCGUCAUGUGGUACAACCUGCUGACCGACGAGCCGCGGAACCUGGGCUUCUUUGGGAACCCCCGCGCCAGCUGGACCCAGCUGUCUGAGGUUCUCAGCUGGCAGUUCUCCACCUUCGCCGGCCGCGGCCUCAACAAGGAGCAGCUGGACAUGCUGGGCGAAAAGCUGCUGGGUCAGCAAGCCUCAUGUGGGGAUUACCAAGUAUCCUGGUCCAAGUUUGCUAAGGAGAACAUUCCUGGAAAGCCGUUCAGUUUCUGGAUGUGGCUGGAUUCCAUCCUGGAGCUCAUCAAGAAGCACCUGCUGCCGGUCUGGAACGAGAACUUCAUCAUGGGCUUUGUGAGCAAAGAGAUGGAGCGCGCUCUGCUGAAGGACCGCCAGCCCGGAACCUUUCUGCUGCGCUUCAGCGAGAGUCACCUGGGAGGAAUCACCUUCACCUGGGUGGAGCACAGCGACAGCGGGGACGUAAAGUUCAACUCCGUGGAGCCGUACACCAAGAACCGCCUGAGCGCGCUCCCAUUCGCUGACAUCAUACGUGACUACAAGGUGAUCUCAAAUGGCGGCGUUCCGGAAAACCCGCUCAAGUUCCUGUAUCCCGACAUUCCCAACGAGGCCUUCGGACGGCUCUACAACAGCCAGCCCAGCAAAGUCUAUCCAUAUAUCCCGUCAACUCUGAUCCCCAUCUCCGAGCUGCGAUCAGAAGCUAGCUCCACGCCGCGCUCCUGCCCGUCUCCGGAGCCGCCCAUGACGCCCGGAGAGUUCGACAUGCUCAGUGAGCACCUGUGCUUCGACAUCGACACCAUGAGCUCUCCGUACUCAGAGUGAAUCCUCAACGUUUCUCUUCAAAACUAAACAUCAUAAAUAUUUCAUGUUGUUCGUUCAUGUUUAAAGGAACCAAAACAUCUUUAAUGUUUUUAUUUAAUGUUGUUGUAAUUUGAGGUCCAAUAUUACUGAAGUUCUCUGUAAAAAGUUUUUCUAAAUAAAUUUUCUCCUUAAUAUCA